UAUUACUUGGGGAAAGUUGCUGAAGCGAUGGCAAGUAAUGAUGGCAUUUUCACAUGUCCAAUUUGUUUGGACUUCCUAAAGGAUCCAGCGACUCUUAACUGUGGACACAACUACUGUUUGGGCUGUAUUGAGAACUGCUGGAAUGAGGAAGAUGUGAAGGGCGUUUACAGCUGUCCCCAGUGCAGACAGACUUUCACUCCAAGACCCGUUUUAAACAAGAAUUGUAUCAUGGCUGAGCUCGUGGAUCGAAUGACGAAGAGCAGAACACAAACUGCAGCUGCUGUUGAAUGUGCUGCUGGACCUGGAGAUGUGGCCUGCGACGUCUGCACCGGUAGAAAACUCAAAGCUGUCAAGUCCUGUCUGGACUGUCUGGUAUCGUACUGUGACACUCAUUUAAAAGCUCACAAUGAACUUAAUCCAGGUAGAAAUCACACCAUAGUCGAUGCUACGGGCCAGCUACAGGAGAGGAUCUGCCCCCGUCAUAAGAAGGUUUUUGACAUAUUCUGUCGCACCGACCAGAGUUGCAUCUGCUAUCUAUGUACGAUGGACAAUCAUAGAGGCCACAACACCAUCACGGCUACAGCAGAAUGGAGUCAGAAAAAGGAGGGUUUGGGUCAGAGCCAGAGGAGAUGCCAACAGAUAAUCCAGUUGAAGGAGAAGGAGCGGCAGGAGCUGAGAAAGGCUGUGGAGACUCUCAAGUCUGGUGCACAGACAGCAGUGGAGGAGAGUGAGAGGAUGUUUACUGAGAUGGUCCGCUCCAUGGAGAGAAGACGCUCUGAGGUGACAGAGCUGAUCAGAGCUCAGGAGAAGGCUGAGGUGAGUCGAGCUGAAGGACUCCUGAAGCGACUGGAGCAGGAGAUUGCUGAACUGAAGAGGACAGAUGCUGAGAUGAAGCAGCUUUCACUGACACAGGAUGCCAUCCAUUUCCUCAAGAACAUUGCGUCCAUCACUGAGAGGCCUUACAGCACAACUUCAACCAGUGUGACCUUCAGCCAAAGCUUCUCCUUGGAGCCCCUGAAGGAAUCUUUGUCUGCACUGAAGAUGCAACUGAACGAGAAACUAGAUUCAGUCUUCCAACAGGGAAUAGUCAAGAUAUCUGCAGCAGCUAUGACCCAUUUCCAGAUCAUCCAGCACAUGCAGUGUGAGAAAAAAUCAUUGAUGCAGCUGGAGGAAAAAUUCAAUUCUGUCGUCAAGCAGAAAAGAGUCAAGAUAUCUGCUGCAGUGUCUGAUGGCCAGGCUCUUAUUGAUGAACCAGAGACCAGAGCGUUCUUCACCUUUAAGAAGUGUGAGGUGCGUAGGAAAGAG
Engraulis encrasicolus (European anchovy) is the source of this 1305-nucleotide messenger RNA. Its product is annotated as E3 ubiquitin-protein ligase TRIM47-like. The annotation marks the transcript as partial. The transcript has 7 exons. Gene Ontology annotation, molecular function: zinc ion binding. The record is from RefSeq and is a predicted model, not a curated record. Lineage: Eukaryota; Metazoa; Chordata; Actinopteri; Clupeiformes; Engraulidae.